Leptopilina boulardi is the source of this 1627-nucleotide messenger RNA. RefSeq names its product protein prenyltransferase alpha subunit repeat-containing protein 1 (gene temp). Lineage: Eukaryota; Metazoa; Arthropoda; Insecta; Hymenoptera; Figitidae. Gene Ontology annotation, cellular component: cytoplasm. The transcript is spliced from 3 exons. Gene Ontology annotation, biological process: protein prenylation. Gene Ontology annotation, molecular function: protein prenyltransferase activity. The record is from RefSeq and is a predicted model, not a curated record. The coding region runs from base 139 to 1404 and encodes 421 amino acids.
CAAAAAAAAAAAAAAAAAUGCUGCAGUUUUGUGUGGUGGAAUAGUGCAUGGGAAAAUAUUAAUUAAAUUAAUAACAAUAAUUAUUUUAAGUGUGAAAUGAAUGGAUUAUUAGAAAUGCAAAGAAGAAAAUAGUUAAAAAUGCAGGAGGACGUGUUUCCGGCAGCUGAAAAAAUUCUUUCUGAUAUCGAAAAUGUAUUGGUGAAGGAUCAUAAUCUUAUCGGUUUUGAGAUUAUUCCAGCUGAGGACAAUGAAAAUAAAUCACCGGUUUUUCAUGCUGAAAAUUAUUUAGGCCUCGCCUCAUGGAGUGUACAACCAUUAUUUUGUUAUGUUUACAAUCGUCUUUUGGAUCUUCGUCAAAAUAAAUAUAGACGUGAGGAUCCUGUAAUAAUUUCACGAUGGCUGAUUGGUGGUCUUUUAUUAAAUCCUGAUAUAUCAACAUUUUGGAAUAUGAAACGUGAAUUAGUUAAAAAUCAACGAUUAGAUCCAAUGCAAGAAUUACGUUUUUCAAGUAUUGUUCUUUAUUAUAAAUCAAAAUGUUUUGAGGCAUUUGUUUAUCGUCGUUGGCUCAUUAAAUUUAUAAUUAUGGACACAAGUCAAUCGUCAUUGUUACAAAUUGAGACACUUGUGAGAAAUGAGAUAAAAAUUGCAACAAUGACGGCAAAUAGAUAUUGUAGCAAUAAUCAUGCAUGGUGUCAUCGUCAAUAUGCAGUUGGUCUUUUUGAGACUAAGGCUAAGGAAAAUUUUUAUUCAUUCCUUCAAACAGAAUGGGAGAAUACAAAUAAUUGGUGUAGUCGUAAUGUUUCUGAUUACAGUGGUUUUGCCUAUCGACAAUAUUUAUUGAAAAAAUUACUCUUCAUUUAUCCACGAAAUAAUGAGAAUACAUAUUCGCCGGAAAAAAUUGCUAGACAUCGAACAAUUGUUUUGGAAUACGUUAAAAAUUAUGCGAAAGAAUUAUUUAUUUUUCCUGAUACAGUGAAUGAUGAAUUUCUUGAUAUUUUACAUGGUUCGAGAAAUGAUAAAAGAGACGUAGAUUAUGAUCAGACAAUGAUAAAUCUCUCAUAUUGGAUUGAGGAAUGUGUACUAAAUGAAGAAUUGAUUAAUACAUUUCCUGGACAUGAGGCUCUUUGGUGUCACAGAAGAUUUUUGGCCUGUUCGCUUUUAGCUUUAAUAGAUUCAUAUAAAAUUUAUUCACAAUAUAAAAUUGAAAUUAUCGAUAAUAAUGAAGUUCGAAAAUUGUCAAAUGUGAAUAGUGCAAAAACAACGACAUCACGUGGACUUGUUGAGAACGCUUUUUGUAAACACAAUCAAAAUCUCAUUGCACACGCCAAGAAAUCCGGUCAUCAUCAAAAUGCACUAGCUGAAAAGUUCAUUAAAUAUUUAAUCAAUAUGGAUUUGGAAUUUUGAACUUUUUGUUUUAUAAAGUCGUAUUUUGAAAAAAAAGGCAGACAAUGUGUUACACACGACUAAAAUUAUAUAUAUAUAUAUAUAUACAUACAUUAUAUUUUGUAGAUAGUCCAAAUAAUCCUCCGCCCAAUAUAAAUCGACUAGUUCGAUUUAAGCAAAUUUUUGUCAAUGAUUUUAGAUGACUAGGAAGAUAUAGUCAAUAAAGCAAUCUUUUAAAAAGGCA